Molecule: messenger RNA, 114 nt
Organism: Brugia malayi
Lineage: Eukaryota; Metazoa; Nematoda; Chromadorea; Rhabditida; Onchocercidae
Exons: 2
Coding region: 1-114 (37 amino acids)
Source: RefSeq, a predicted model, not a curated record
AUGAUGGCGGAUGCAGCAUACCUCGCUGUUGCUUUUGAAUUGAGAAUACGGGAUGGAGAAGAUAAGAGUUCCUCUGCACCACCUCCAACAUUCGUUUCAUAUGUUUUCUUUUGA